Molecule: messenger RNA, 4844 nt
Organism: Fukomys damarensis (Damara mole-rat)
Lineage: Eukaryota; Metazoa; Chordata; Mammalia; Rodentia; Bathyergidae
Gene: Uggt2
Product: UDP-glucose glycoprotein glucosyltransferase 2
Exons: 39
Coding region: 15-4442 (1475 amino acids)
Cellular component (GO): endoplasmic reticulum
Molecular function (GO): UDP-glucose:glycoprotein glucosyltransferase activity
Source: RefSeq, a predicted model, not a curated record
GAUUUCCAAGCAAAAUGUUGAUGGUGCUACUGGAUUUCUCCUUGCUGCUUGUACUACGUGAAUUUAUGGCAGAAGAAAGUAAUGAAAAAUUUUGGCAGUUUUUGGAGACAGUACGAGAAUUAGAGAUUUAUAAACAAAGAGAAUCAGCUUAUUCUUACUACAAUUUAAUUCUGAAGAAAGCUGGACAGUUUUUAGAUGAUUUACACAUCAAUUUUUUAAAGUUUGCUUUCUCUAUAAGGGCAUACUCUCCAACUAUUCAGAUGUUUCAACAGAUUGCUGCUGAUGAGCCGCCACCAGAUGGUUGUAAUGCAUUUGUGGUUAUCCAUGAAAAGCAUACCUGUAAAAUUAAUGAGAUUAAAAAGCUACUGAAGAAGGUGACUUCAAGGCCCAGGCCUUAUCUAUUUAAGGGAGAUCAUAAAUUUCCCACAGACAAAGAGAACUUACCAGUAAUUAUUCUCUAUGCAGAAGUGGGUACCAGAGCAUUUAGUGAAUUUCACAAAGUACUGUCUGAGAAAGCUCAAAGUGGUAAAAUUCUGUAUGUUCUUCGUCAUUAUAUUCAGAAACCAGGUUCAAGAAAAAUGUACUUAUCUGGCUAUGGUGUGGAGCUAGCGAUUAAGAGCACAGAAUACAAAGCAUUGGAUGACACUCAAGCUAAAACUGUGAAUAAUACUACUAUGGAAGAUGAGACUGAAGUAGAUGAAGUUCAAGGAUUUCUCUUUGGGAAACUAAAAGAAAUAUAUUCAGAUCUUAGAGAUAAUCUGACAGUAUUCCAAAAAUACCUGAUUGACAGUAACAAAGAAAUGGCACCUUUGAAAGUCUGGGAGUUACAAGAUCUUAGUUUUCAAGCAGCUUCUCAAAUAAUGUCCACUCCAGUUUAUGAUGCCAUAAAAUUAAUGAAAGACAUUUCACAGAACUUCCCCAUAAAAGCCAGAUCGUUGAGCAGAAUUUCUGUAAAUCAACAGAUGAAGAAGGAAAUACAGGAAAAUCAAAAGCAUCUCAAAGAUAAAUUUAAAAUUCAUCCAGGAGACGCUCAUUUAUUUAUAAAUGGCCUUCAGAUUAAUAUGGACGUUUAUGAUCCUUUUAGUAUUUUGGAUGUGCUAAAAUUAGAAGGAAAAAUUAUGAAUGGCCUUCACAAUCUUGGGAUUGACCAGGAAGAUAUGAGCAAACUUUUAAAAUUAAAUUCAAAUGAUGAGAAAUAUAUAUUAGAUAUUCGACAUUCUUCUAUAGUGUGGAUUAAUGACCUAGAAAAUGACCAUUUGUAUGCUGCGUGGCCUGAAAGUUGCCAGGAGCUUCUGAAACCAGUAUUCCCUGGAACUAUAUCUGUGAUAAAACGUAAUUUUCAUAAUUUAGUUCUGUUUAUUGAUCCCACUCAAGAAUAUACCUUGGACUUUAUACAACUUGCUGAAAUUUUCUAUUUUCAUAGUUUUCCUCUCAGAAUUGGCUUUGUGUUCAUUCUUAAUACAGAUGAUGAAGUUGAUGGAAGAAAUGAUGCUGGGGUUGCUCUUUGGAGAGCUUUCAACUAUAUUUCGGAAGAGCGUAGUGUAUCUGAAGCAUUCAUUUCCAUUGUACAUAUGUACCAAAAAGUAAAGAAGCAAAAUAUACUCACUGUGGAAAAUGUGAAGAGUAUUCUCCAAAAUGAAUUUCCUCAUGCUGAUAUUUGGGAUAUUUUGGGAGUUCAUUCCAUAUAUGAUAAUGAAAGAAAAGCAGGAGCAAGCUUUUAUAAAAUGUCUGGUCUGGGUCCAUUGCCUCAAGUUCUGUAUAAUGGUGAACCCUUUAACCAUGAAAAGAUAAAUAGUGAGGAACUGGACACUGCUGUUCUUCACAGAAUGGAGGCUACGUCUUUGUAUUUACAAAGAGAUGUUCUUAUGGGCACAUUAAAUGAUCAUAUGAAUGCAGUUGAUUUCCUAAUGGAUAGAAAUAAUGUUGUACCCCGUAUAAAUUCUUUUAUUUUGCACACUAAACAUCAGUACCUUAAUUUAAUAUCUUCAUCAGUAUCGGCUGAUAUUGGAGAUUUCUCUACUUUCUCUUUCCUGGAGUCACAAGAUAAGAGUGCUGUGAUUGCAAAGAACAUGCAUUAUUUAACCCAUGAAGAUAAUAAUAUAAUUUCUACAGUCACUCUGUGGAUUAUUGCUGAUUUUGACACAUCAUCUGGGAGAAAACUGCUUUUUAAUGCAUUAACACACAUGAAAACAAGCGUUCAUAGUCGGUUGGGAGUUAUUUAUAAUCCUACAUCAAAAAUAAAUGAAGAAAACACAGCUAUUUCUAGAGGAAUUUUGGCAGCUUUUCUCACACAGAAAAACAACCUUUUAUGGAGCUUACUCAGGAAACUGUCAAAGAAAGAAACUGCUACAGCCAUUUACUCUGGAAAUAAAAUUAAAACAUUCCUUACUGAGGGAAUGGAUAAGAAUGCUUUUGAGAAAAAAUAUAAUACUGUUGGAGUAAAUAUUUUCCGAACACACCAGUUGUUCUGUCAAGAUGUACUUAAAUUGCGUCCUGGAGAAAUGAGUAUUGUCAGCAAUGGCAAAUUUUUAGGACCUUUAAGUGAAGAUUUCUAUGUAGAAGAUUUUUACUUGCUGGAAAAGAUAACUUUCAAUAAUUUAGCAGAGAAAAUUAAAAGCAUUGUUGAAAGUAUGAAAGUCAUCCCAAAAGACAUAAGUGACCUUGUUAUGAAAGUUGAUGCCCUUGUUUCCUCUUUGCCUGAGCAUACAUCUCGGUAUAAUGUCACAUUUCUUAAAGAGAAGCACAGCAUUAUAAAGAUAAGUCCUCAAGAGAAUGAUAUGUUUUUUGACGUUGUUGCUAUCAUUGAUCCCUUGACGAGAGAAGCACAGAAGAUGGCACAGUUAUUGGUGGUGCUUGGCAAGAUUAUAAACAUGAGGGUAACCCUGUUCAUGAACUGCAAGAGUCAGCUUUCAGAAGCUCCUUUAGAAAGCUUUUACCGUUUUGUCCUGGAGCCAGAACUGAUGUCAGGGGAUAAUGAUCGUCCUUUUCUUGGGCCGGUAGCAAAGUUCCUGGAUAUCCCUGAGUCACCCCUUCUGACCCUCAACCUAAUCACUCCAGAAGGCUGGUUGGUUGACACAGUGCACAGCAGCUGUGACCUUGACAACAUACACUUAAAAGAUAUUGAGAGAAGUGUUACAGCAGAAUAUGAACUAGAAUAUCUGCUACUUGAAGGACAUUGCCUUGACCCAAUGACAAAGCAGUCUCCUCGGGGUUUGCAGUUUACACUAGGCACAAAAAAUAAACCUGUCAUGGUUGAUACAAUAGUGAUGGCCAAUUUUGGAUAUUUUCAGUUAAAAGCAAACCCAGGUGCUUGGAUACUGAAAUUACGCCAAGGGAAAUGUGAAGAUAUUUAUCAAAUAAUUGGGCAUGAAGGAACUGACUCUCCAUCAGAUAUAGAAGAUGUCAUUGUUGUAUUAAACAGCUUCAACAGCAAGAUAAUAGAAGUGGAGGUGCAAAAAAAGCCAGACAAAAUGAAUGAAGAUAUCCUUACUGAUAGUGAUGGAAAAAAAGGAAUGUGGGAAUCCAUUAAAAGUUUCACAAGAAAGUUGCAUAAAGAUGAUGACAAAAAGGAAAAAGAGGUUCUAAACAUUUUUUCUGUUGCUUCUGGCCAUUUAUAUGAGCGCUUUCUAAGAAUUAUGAUGCUGUCUGUUUUACGUAACACCAAAACACCAGUGAAAUUCUGGUUUCUAAAAAAUUAUCUCUCACCAUCAUUUAAAGAGGUAAUUCCUCACAUGGCUAAGGAAUAUGGAUUCCAGUAUGAAUUGGUUCAGUAUAAGUGGCCCCACUGGCUUCAUCAGCAGACUGAAAAACAACGGAUUAUUUGGGGUUAUAAAAUUCUUUUCCUUGAUGUCCUUUUUCCACUAGCAGUGGACAAAAUCAUUUUUGUUGAUGCUGACCAGAUUGUGAGACAUGACCUAAAAGAACUUCGAGAUUUUGACCUGGGUGGCGCUCCCUAUGGGUUCACUCCCUUUUGUGAUAGCCGCACUGAAAUGGAUGGGUAUCGUUUCUGGAAAAAAGGAUACUGGGCAUCCCAUCUUGCAGGAAGAAAAUACCAUAUCAGUGCUUUAUACGUGGUGGAUUUCAAGAAAUUCAGGAGAAUUGCAGCAGGUGACAGGCUCAGGGGCCGGUACCAAGCUCUCAGUCAAGAUCCAAACAGUCUUUCAAACCUGGAUCAAGAUCUCCCCAAUGAUAUGAUUUACCAAGUUGCAAUUAAGUCCCUUCCUCAAGACUGGCUGUGGUGUGAAACUUGGUGUGACGACGAAUCCAAACAAAGAGCCAAAACAAUUGAUCUGUGUAAUAAUCCCAAAACCAAAGAACCCAAAUUAGAAGCCGCUGCCAGAAUUAUCCCAGAAUGGGUGGAAUAUGAUGCAGAGAUACGACAGUUAUUAGAUCAUCUUGAAAAUGAGAAGAAAAGUACAAUUUUGACACAUGAUGAGCUCUAACCCAGUUAAUGUGAGAAAGAAAAUGAAAGUGUGACACAGCACACCUGCCACCUGCUGGGGAAGUGUGGAACCACUGCUGAGACUAAGAAAGUGUCAUUGAUCAGUGACAUUCUUCAAUUCAAACCAUCUUAAUUAUUUAAAAUAUUUAAUGUACUUACUGUAGGAAAAAAUCUAAGUUAUAUAAGAAAUGACUGUUGAGUAUUUAAAACUACACUGCUCGUUUUCUGAUUGCUCUGAACACUGGGUUUUCACCAGUUAAAGUCUGAUGUGCCAGAUAGCCCAGUAGAAGGUAUCCGACUAGCUGGUCCUCGUGGGACUUUAUCAAACCAGCAAACUUCCUUUUGUAUCCCAGAUUUAUGUGUAUCCGUAUUUCCUUAUUCACAAAUGCAUUCAAAAUUAAGA